AAAUGGAGAUGUAAACCGUAGGUUUCUCCCUUGGGCCUCCAAUUUUUUUGAGGCUAUACAAACGUUGAAUAUAUGCAGCGCUAUCAACGGACAGCUAUGCAUUAACUGUCAAAACAGACCGACCUCAGGCUGACGCGACCCUCAGACGGCAGAAUGUUCCGGCUUGGGAACAUCUCAACUUUCAACAGGAAAAAAAAUGGGUAUAAAUACCACUGGAAACGAGUAGCAGAGGGCAUCCACUCUCAUCUGAAGGCAGUCUUCUCCUGGAUACAUUGCUACUACACAUUUUUCAUCUACAAGCAUGUUCAUUCUACCGAAAACAACUUUCCGUGACAGGGCUGCGGCCAACCCGAACAUGACCGAAACGGAAAUCCUCAACUCUGGAAAUGUUCAAACUGAGCCUGCUGCGGAAAGCGACGUUACUAUCGUCGGAGGGGGUGUUCACGGACUCAUCUAUGCUAUCCAUGCUCGCAAGGUUCAUCCCGAAGCCAAUUUGAAGAUCUCCGUCUUCGAGAAGGCCCCGAAGCCUCAGUGGAAGAUUGGCGAAUCAACCCUUCCUCAUUUCGCUCAGUGGACUAAAUCUGCAGGAAUGGCGGCUGAGUACCUUUUGCGUUUCUUCGGUCUGCACAACGGACUGGAGUUCUUUUAUCUGGAUCGCGAGAACCCUGAUACCUAUACUGCGUUUUGCAACAACGGACCACCACCUUUCCUUGCCCCAGGAUACCAGCUCCAACGAUCCAUGUCUGAGCUUGUCUUCACCGUCUUCGCACAGCGCCUUGGCGUAAAUGUCUGGCACGGCCAUGCUGCCGAUAUCCAAAACACUAUUCUCUCCAAAGAUGGAGACAGUGUUCCCAUCGUCCGCCAAUCUGACAAGACCAAAUCAGUCGUGUCGAAAUCUCCCCUCGUCGUCGAUGGAACUGGUCGUUUCCGUCAAUUAGCCAGCAAAGCGGCUCGUGUCAAGCGAUUUGAAAACUUCAAUACUGACGCCUUCUUUGGAUACUUCGAGGCUUUGAACGAGGAUGCUAUUCCGGAUGAACUUGAAGGCUUUGAAGGUGGCCACACUAGUCACAUAUGCUUCCCCGAAGGCUGGAUGUAUCUCAUUCGUAUGCUUUCUUGGCAUGGAUCCCCAAUGGCCAACCUGCUCGACAUGAUCAACUACGUUCUCGACCACGCCGAAUUAGGAACUCCCCAUGAUGAAAUGCCCUCGACGUACGAAUUGGCUAAGAUGUUCGAUUGCAAGACGAAGUGGAUUUGGAGUAUUGGAUAUGCUACUCGAGAUGAUACCACCUAUCCCGCCGAUUUAGCUAGCUACGGUUCAUCUGAAGGUGAACGUCGAUUCAACUUCAUCACGAAGAAAUACAAGAAGCUCGGCGACGUUAUGCGCCACUUCGCCCUGCUGCCCGACUAUCACGGCCCAGGAACCUCAUGGUACAUUCGUAAGCAACUCUCCUACCAGUCGCAAGUCGUUUCUGGUCCCGGAUGGGUCACUAUUGGCGAUGGCAUUGGUUUCACGAACCCCCUUCUGAGUCCUGGAAUCAACGCUGGAAUGGCUUCCUCCACAUUCGCUGCUGAUCUGACAUUGGCCAGCCUCAAAGCCAAGUCGGAGGAAGAACGCCUUGCAGUAUGGAAGAAGUACGAUGAUUACUGUGAUGGUGCUGUACCGUCGCUCCACCUUAUGAAUCAAUUCCUCUAUCUUACCUUCAUGCACCCAAUGCUUGGUCCUCGUGUCGGAUUCUUAUGGACCAUCGUUAUCGGACACGCUCUUCCCAAGUACUCUUUGCCCAGAUCGGCAUUCACAGUCGACAUGAAGAACUUCGCCGAGUACGCGACUCACUGGCUCUGGGGCUCUCAGGUCGACGAUUGGGUCAAGGUCGCAGAAUACACUAAGGCGAAACUCAUGCCUCUUAACCUUGAUGAACCCGUUCCCCAAGAAAUUGUCGACGAUGUAAUCAACUUUUCGGAGAAGGUCAAGGAUGAGGCACUUGCAGCUGGCAAGUAUCAAGGAUUCCCCUUCCGUUAUGAGGGAGAGCUACGAAACUUCGGUCCAAAAUUGGAAUGGGACGAGAAGAAAUACGCGAGUCAAGAUCGAUUCCACACUCAAUGCAGAGAAUGCCGCACUUGGAUUCCUUCCCGAGGGGACUGGAGAAAGUGCACUGCUUGCGGUGUUAUCCGACCAUUCGAAGAUUGCGAGAUUCAGUGGAAUGUUCCUCCAGAUGACUAUGAACUCAGCAAAUUCGCCAUGGUUGCCCCGAACCUCAAAUCUGUUGGCAAAGUCCUCGAAGACUGGGUGAAAAACCGCGAUAUGAACUGUCAUUGCAACCCGAUGCCAAUGGAGAGUGGAAUGGGUAUGAUGGAAAACGAUAUGAGCAUGGAAAACGGAAUGGCGAAGGCGAUGUAAUAAUUUUAAUUU
Molecule: messenger RNA, 2410 nt
Organism: Lentinula edodes (shiitake mushroom)
Lineage: Eukaryota; Fungi; Basidiomycota; Agaricomycetes; Agaricales; Omphalotaceae
Exons: 14
Coding region: 302-2398 (698 amino acids)
Molecular function (GO): monooxygenase activity
Source: RefSeq, a predicted model, not a curated record